AUGGCAACUGAAGGGUGGAGUUGGCGCGAGUAUGCUUUAGGCACGACAUUAGCUGUAGCUGUCGCUUCUGCUUCUUAUCUGGUAUACUUUGACUACAAGCGACGAAAUGAUGUCCAAUUCAGAAAGACAUUGAAAAGGCAGAAGAAGGCACUUAUGAAGGUCCAAGCUGAAGAGGAAGCUGCUAGGAGUAGAGGACGUGCUGCUACUGCUGGAGGUUCUUCAGAUGAUGCCGAUAAGAUACCAACCAAUGUCGAAGAAAAGGAAAAGUACUUUAUGGACCAAUUACAAUCUGGUGAAAUAUUGUAUCGCAAAGGUCCAGCACACUACCAAGCUGCUGCUGCCUGCUUCAUGAGGGCCAUGAAGGUGUAUCCACAACCACUCGAACUCAUUAGUCUCUUCCAAAAAUCUCUCCCUGAACCCGUCUUCCAAAUCCUAAUGGAAAUGAUGUCUGCUGAUGUACGUGAAGCUGAAAGUCAGCAAUUAAAAUCAGAAACUAGAGGAGGUAGAUCCGCAUCAUCAUCAACUUCUCCAACUCGUCCUGAGGGCGACAGACGUAGGUCUAGCCUCAGUAGUGCUGCUAGAGCUCGUAAUGAGGAAAUAAGAGCUACUGAAGCAGCUGUGGAAGAACUUCUUCAAGAAUUAAUGGGUGACGAUGGUGAUGAGGGAGAAUGGGAGGAUGAAGCGCAAAUUGAAGAGUUAGAAUAG
This is a messenger RNA of Synchytrium microbalum, 705 nucleotides long. RefSeq lists its product as uncharacterized. The record is from RefSeq and is a predicted model, not a curated record. The coding region runs from base 1 to 705 and encodes 234 amino acids. Gene Ontology annotation, molecular function: transmembrane protein transporter activity. The transcript is spliced from 3 exons. Gene Ontology annotation, cellular component: mitochondrial outer membrane translocase complex; mitochondrial outer membrane. Gene Ontology annotation, biological process: tRNA import into mitochondrion; protein targeting; protein import into mitochondrial matrix. Lineage: Eukaryota; Fungi; Chytridiomycota; Chytridiomycetes; Synchytriales; Synchytriaceae.